GAAGAAGAAAAGAGAAGCGAAGCCGACUGCAGCAUCCGCCGACGGAGCCAAGAGGAACCGACAAAAAGAACCGGAGAAAAAUGGCGUUCACAUUCGCGGCCUUUUGUUACAUGCUCGCUCUGCUGCUCACGGCGGCGCUUAUCUUUUUUGCUAUCUGGCAUAUAAUAGCAUUCGAUGAACUGAAGACUGACUACAAGAAUCCUAUAGAUCAAUGUAACACUUUAAAUCCGACAAUUGAAAAGGUCAAAAAGAUUAAAAGAGUCAAAAUUGCAUUAAAGCUGGUGCUGCCAGAGUAUCUCAUCCAUUUCUUCUUCUGCGUGAUGUUUCUGUGUGCAGCUGAGUGGCUCACCCUCUUUCUCAACUUACCACUGCUGGCUUAUCACGUCUGGAGAUAUGUGAGCAGACCUGUGAUGAGCUGUCCAGGACUCUAUGACCCAACCACCAUCAUGAAUGCUGACAUCCUAGCCUAUUGUCAAAAAGAAGGCUGGUGCAAACUGGCUUUCUACCUGUUGUCAUUCUUCUACUAUCUCUAUGGAAUGAUCUAUGUUCUGGUGAGCUCCUAAAGAAGUAGAGGGAAAAGAACCUGCCCGUACAGUAGAUGACCAGACACUAUGAUCCAAGUGCUGGAACACUGGACCUGCUGGAGACCACUGAUGAGCAGCACGAGCCAUCAUUUCAAGUGGAUGAGCCCCCCUCCCUCCCCCCAACACAAUGCUGAGAGUCAUUUUGGAAACUUUUACCCUCUUCAAGGACUGUAUCUUGGUCACAGCGUUCCCAUCACCGCAUUACUAUUUAAAAAAGAAAAGGAAAUACAGACGAAUUUCAACGGACAAGUUUGUUUUCCUUCCUUGAAUUUAGUUUUUCUUUAAUGCUUGAGAUUUAAAUAAAAUGUGUUUUCCAUCAUUGCUCCCUGCUUUUUAGUGUUUACAGAUUAGGAUUUGAGGUUUGCAUAUAUAUAUACGUGUGAAUCUAAACUGUGUGCUGAUCUGCUUUAGGUUUUUUCUGUGAACAGUCUGGAUUUUAACAGCUGAUGUACUCCAACCAUGCGGUUUAUUUUCUCACAGAUCUGUUGAAAUCUGUUCAGACAAAAAAUGGAUUGAAGGAAUAAUGUCGAACAGGAACACGGUAAACAGUGUUUCACACAGUCUUUAUCGUUUUUUUUAUGGGUUGUUUCCAUUUUUAAAAUCUACCAUGUCCAAUAUUAGUUAUAUCCAUAUAAACUCAGAGGGGAUUGUGUGUUUUUUCUGUAAAGUUUACCCCAGUAGCUCUGUUAAGUGAAAGGUAGACUCAACAGUGAUGUAUUCUGCAUAAAGAGUUACAGAGCUCCAGUAGCUAACUACUCAUGUGCCAUACUGUUGAAUGUACCUUUUGAUGUUCUGUUUUUGAUUGAGUCGAACACAAAUAGUCCACAUUGUUAGCAUCUGGUCUUCUGGUCUUAUUUUUUUCCCUCUGUGACAUCAAGCACUCCUGCGAUGUAACUUAUCUCCAAACUUAUGGUUUAGUUCAAUAAAAGUUCUUUAGCUCAA
Molecule: messenger RNA, 1526 nt
Organism: Girardinichthys multiradiatus
Lineage: Eukaryota; Metazoa; Chordata; Actinopteri; Cyprinodontiformes; Goodeidae
Gene: cnih1
Product: cornichon family AMPA receptor auxiliary protein 1
Exons: 6
Coding region: 81-563 (160 amino acids)
Biological process (GO): vesicle-mediated transport
Source: RefSeq, a predicted model, not a curated record